Aspergillus vadensis CBS 113365 is the source of this 992-nucleotide messenger RNA. Its product is annotated as cell wall mannoprotein 1 family protein. NCBI's taxonomy places the organism in Eukaryota, Fungi, Ascomycota, Eurotiomycetes, Eurotiales, Aspergillaceae. Bases 204 to 776 code for a protein of 190 amino acids. Gene Ontology annotation, cellular component: extracellular region. The transcript has 2 exons. The record is from RefSeq and is a predicted model, not a curated record.
GACCGGGCCACUAUCCCCGAUGAGGCAAUUUGGAAGAUCAUCAAUCAGCUUGAUUCGUAGAAGCAAUGAUAGCGUCAUGCGGGGACCACGAGAGUCAGCACCAGUAAAUUAGCUGUACAGGCUGAAUGUAACAUCAAUCGGAGAAGGCUGGCAGCUAAGAAGCGGGGUUAAAAUGAGUUGCCAAGUGAGCACCACAAACAAACAUGAACUUCUUGUACCUUCUCACCCUCCUUUUCACUGCUGCAGUAGCAGUAGCUACAGCAACACCAGCGAAAGUUCUCUUACCAACCAAGCGAGAUGGCUCCAGCGUCGUCUCCGCCGUGAACACCAUCUCUGCCCAGCUUGUUACCCUCAAUACCACCGUGAGCAGCUACCCGGGCGGCAUUGAAGGAACACUAUCUGCUCUCCAGAUUCAAGCGGAAACCAUUCAGCUCGAAGUCGAUCUGAAGACCGCAAUCAAAGUGACCCGGCAGUCUGCCAAUUUCACCGACACCGAAUCGCAGAAGGUAGCGGAAGCUUUCGUUACGCUGGAGCCACAGAUCGCAUCUACACUGGCCAACAUUGUGUCGAAAAAGUCUGAUUUUGAUGAUGGGCUGUUGGGAAUCGCGUCAUUGAGUUUCCUGGUCAAGUUCGAUCUGCAAGAGUUGAGCAUUCUGUCGAAGGCAUUGGGGUCAGCGGUACAGGACAAGCUGUCAGGGACGUAUGCGGAUUUGGCACCAUUGAUUCUGAAUGAGAUUUCGACUGCGUUCAAGAAGGCGAUUGCGGCUUAUUCAUAGAGUGGAGGAUUCAUAGAGUGGAGGAUGGGUGUCAUUCAGAGCUCAACUUGUAGUUAGGCCUUCUCGUCUGCACGUGUCUUUAAACUUUGUUGAAAAUGCUAUGGUAAUAGAAGCAGGAACAUAAUUUCUUUCAUAACUGGACGUCAUCGAUCAAAUGAAUAUAUAAUGUGUUGAACGUUUGUUGAUUAGUUGCCACAUAUUAUGAAUAUACCCGGG